UUUCGUUGUGGGCACAACAAUGCGUCUGCGCUCGCAGGCGAGGCGCGCCGUGCGUACGUUCCACGUUUUGAAAACAUAACACUCAUACGAUUGUUCUAAUUUGAAAAAAUCCAUCACAAAACGAUCAAACAGUGAGCUGUUUUCGCAAACAAUCGACUAUUUCAACUGAAAGACUUUCAUGUUCCAACUCUUGUGGAGGAAAGACGUGUUAAAUUUAAUUGAAGAUGUAGUGAGUGAUGUGGAGUUUAUUCGUUACUAGCCUCGUAUAAUUUAUUGGACUGUUUUCACAAUGAGGCAUUUCCCGAACCUACUAUGUUUUGCUUUGACGUUAUCAAUUUCAAAAGCCGUGCAGUUCCCAACAAAUCCUACCUCAGAAAUGUCAGCAGAUGAGAAAAAUUUAAUAAAAGGUAACAAAACUCUAGAACAAUCUGAUGAGAGCGGUCAUGAAAUCGAUGUAGAUAGUGAAGAUAUAAAAGAUAAGAAGUAUUUAGAUGAUGCAAUGAAAACGAUUUUAGACCCCAAUACCGUCAUACUGAAAGGAAACGACGAUAUUGAGAGUUUCAAAAUUCAGUUGGAUGAAUUAGAUAAGGAAAAUAUGACAAUUGAAAACUUUAUGGACGAAAUGGACAAACUGAGCUUAGAUGUUUGUAAAUCAUCUCAGGCCUCAUUGUGGUCUUAUGUAAAUGAUAUUAAUAAUGAAGCUAAGAAGAGUAAAAUGAUACGAAUUGCUGCAGAAGAAGACGAAAUAAAGAAACAAUACUGGAAUAUCAUAAAAAGGAAAUAUAUUAACGAUGAACAACUGCUAAGCGACCCGAAAUUGAAGAGGAAAUUACUAAUUAUUAGAGAGAGGGGGACGAAUGUACAUACACCCGAAAGCAAACAAAGAGAGGAAAUAGAUGCCAUGCAACGCGUUUGGAGUCGAGUUACAGUAUGUGCAUAUAAUGCAACAAACUGCAAUAAAGAAGAAUCAGUACGGACAAUGAGUGAUGUUAUUUCAGUCUUCAAAAUAAGUAAUGAUACCAAUGAGUUAGCGUAUUAUUGGAAAGCUUACCGAGAUGCAACUGGAAAGCAGAUAAGACCAAUUUUUAAAGAUUACGUUUCGAGAAUGAAUAGUGUAGCGCAAUCCGAGAAUUUUACUGAUGCUGGUGAAAUGUGGCGGUAUACAUUCGAAGACGAUGACUUUUAUAAAACUGUUUCUAGACUUUGGUGUGAAAUAAAGCCUUUAUAUGAUACUCUGCAUACUUAUGUCAGAGCGAAAUUGAAGACAUUUUUUAAAGAUGUGUUGGUCGAUAAAGACAAAAUGAUUCCAGCACAUAUUCUGGGCAAUUUGUGGGCUCAAGAAUGGCAAGCCAUCUACAAUAAAGUUGCUGCGUAUCCUAAUGUUCUCAGGCCUAUGCUAAAAAACAACGAAAGUUUUCAAGUGAGGGACCUUUUUGAUGCUGUCGAUAAGUUCCACCAAUCACUUGGUUUUGCGAGUUCAAAAGAGACUUAUCAAGAUUUAAGGGAAACUAUGACAUCUGCUAACUGUUUGCCUUCUAGCCACGAUAUGUGCGAUGGAGUAAAUUACAAGAUAAAGUGGUGUGGAGAAAAUGUGAAUGACAUAACGAUGGGGCUAUCGCGCGCUGCUAGGCUGUUAGGUCACGUACAAUACUUUAAACACUAUCGCGAACUGCAGCCACUGUACCGUGACGGACCUAAUCCAGCGUUCCACGAUGCAAUCUCCGACAUCGUCGCGGUACAGCUGACCUCGCCAACUCACUUACAAACCUUGAACUUCGUGGAAGUCGAUAAUGGCCCUGAAGCUGACAUCAACCAUUUGCUUUGGCUCGCAUUGGAGAAACUUCCACUUGUUGCCUACGCUUAUAUCCUCGAUAAAUGGAGAUGGGAUAUUUUUGCAAAUUCCAGUUUAGAGAAUUGGAAUGAAUAUUGGUGGGAACUAAGAACAAAGGAGACUGGAAUAUCACCACCGAUGUCUCGAAAUGAAAGUGAUUUGGACCCGGCGGCAAAGUACCAUGUCGUAUCGCAUGUACAGUAUAUAACAUAUCUAGUGUCGAACGUGUUGGAAUUCCAAAUUUUGUCGUCACUAUGCAAAAGAGCAAACCACACGGGACCUUUGCACGAUUGCUCUAUACACGGUGUGCAGGAAGCGGGAAAACUGCUCAGUGAUGGAAUGGCUCUCGGUGCCAGCGAAGGUUGGAGGAGCGUUCUUUACACAAUGACUGGAGAAUCAGAAUUAUCUACGAAAGGAAUAUUAGAAUAUUUUGCACCCCUCGAGAAAUUUCUACGGGACGAAAACGUAAGGUUGGCAAGGAUAAACGAAGAUAUGGAUAAAAGUGCGCCUAUAAUUGUAGGGAUUAUUAUGAUUGUAUUAAUUUUAUUAAUGAUAAUACUUUACUGUGUUAAGAAGAGGAAUGUUUGCAAUAGAUUUCUUUCUCUAUGUGGACUCGCUAAAAACGGUUCCUUAGACAUCGCCACAAAUGAAAUGACACAAAGCAAAUCGAGUGAAGUCGUAGGAGUUAAUGAAGAGAAGGUUUGAUGCAUGCGAGACUUGAAAUAUUAUAUUGUGAAUAGUUUUAGUUAAAUUAAAAUUAUCAUUUUAUUUUAGGUUAUUUUAAAUGUGCCACUGAUUUGUAUGUAUAUUGUUAAGUAAUAUUGUUGUGUUCUGUUACUACUUGGAUGUUUAUAAAUUAUUUCGUAACAUAUUUG
This is a messenger RNA of Parnassius mnemosyne (clouded apollo), 2706 nucleotides long. Lineage: Eukaryota; Metazoa; Arthropoda; Insecta; Lepidoptera; Papilionidae. The record is from the annotation of a GenBank genome assembly.